Messenger RNA from Colletotrichum lupini, 2058 nucleotides. RefSeq lists its product as uncharacterized. The record is from RefSeq and is a predicted model, not a curated record. Lineage: Eukaryota; Fungi; Ascomycota; Sordariomycetes; Glomerellales; Glomerellaceae. The transcript has 4 exons. The coding region runs from base 1 to 2058 and encodes 685 amino acids.
AUGAAGGCCAACCUAUUCUUCUUGCCCGGCUGUGCUUCACGCACCUUGGCCUGGGAGCUGGAAGACCGGGCCAAGCAACCCUCUUUUAACCCACCUCAAGAAGACAUAACCGCCUAUGGCUCGAGAUCACAGUAUCCAUCCGAGCCUCGAUGGCCCUUCCAGGAGACCGACCAAGACAAGCAGCCUCACUUCUCACCACCAGCUCCGCCACCGCCUCCUCCUCCGAUAAAUCCGCCAAUUCACCAUCAACCCGCACCGAGUCCGAGACGAUCUGGCCACACCCGCCAUGUCCUAAGGUACUGGGGCCUCGAGAUCUUCACCCUCUUCGUCGCAAUCAGUCUACUCACCGCAAUCAUCUGGCUCCUCACCCACUACGAUGGCCACUACAUGCCGAAAUGGCCCUUUGAAAUCAACCUCAAUUCCGCCAUUGCGCUCCUCUCGACCUUUCUCCGCGCUGCCAUCGUCGCCGCCGUAGCAGAAAUUAUCGGCCAGAUCAAAUGGACCUGGUUUGCCGAACAGACCCGGCCCCUCCAGCACCUCCAGGACUUUGACGCCGCGAGCCGUUCAAUCCUCGGCUCCACGAAACUCCUGGCGAUGCUCGUGUGGAACCUGGGCUUCUCCUCCACCGGCUUCCUCGCCAUCGGUGCCGCCAUUGUGACGAUUGCCAGCCUUGCCGUUGGUCCCGUCACCCAGCAGGCCGUCCGAACGAUGACCUGCCCCAUGCUCGAGGACAACAUCCGCGCCAGGAUCCCCGCAGCGAACUACGUGCCGGGCUCGUCGGCGUACUACCGCGUCGGUGCCGGAUCCUAUGAGAUCGAGGUAGACAUGAAGAGUGCCAUGAUCCAGGGGAUUACGGAUCCAGGCAGCCAGGACAGCGACGUCCAGGUUCUCUGCCCCAGCGGAAACUGCACGUGGCCUGACUAUGGCACGGGCGUCACGCACGCGAGCAUCGGCGUGUGUAGCAAGUGCAUUGAUACGACGAGCUUCGUCAGCGAGCCUGAUACGGUCGGCAACCUGUCGCUGCCGGACGACGGCGCCGUCAUCAACAUCCUGGCCGGAAAGUACAUGUGGAUGGGCUACAGCAACCUGACCGCGUACACGAAACUCUUCAGCGACGACUUCGCCGCGGCAGCCCCUGUUUCGAUGGCUAACUUCAGCAUGCUCAUGAUUUCGACGUCUCCGUGCACGUCGGACAACUCGACGGGAACAUCGAAGCUGACAUGCCCGCAUCGUCUGUCGCAAUCCGACAAUAGUUACUUUAGCAACCUGGGGGAUUACGUCGCCGCCUCCUGUAUCUUGUACCCGUGCCUGAAGGAGUAUCAUGCGCGGUACGUGAACAACACAUUAACGGAGACGGUCGUCCGCACGACGACGGCGGCGUCCAAUCCUGCCGAGAACGCAGCGUCGCGAUACUCAUUGUACGGCAACUACACGGCGAGACAAAGUCCCUGUGUGAUUGACAACGGCACCUGGUACGAUACCACCAACCAGAGCCAGGCCUUGGACGUUCCGGGACGCAUCUGGACCAACUUCAGCGUGAGCGGCAGCGACGAAGUCACCCGCGUGCCGAACGAAUGCCUGUACAAGAUGGACGGGACCUUCUUCUCCGCGCUAUCGACUUUCCUCAAGGCGAGCUUGCUGAGCGCCUCGUGUAGGCAGUACAUAGCGCUGCCCAUCAUCUUGGUGGGCCUCUGCGGGAUCCUGUUGGGCUGGAUCAUUCUCAAGAACUAUAACGACCCCGAGCAGCCCGUCUGGAAGGGCAGCGUGCUGCCGCUACUAUUCUUUGGUUUGCAUGAUACCAUGGGGCCAAAGGGGACAGCGGGCGGAGCGAGCAAUGGUGGUGAUGGGCCCAGGGAUGGGGUCCGCAUGGCGAGGAAUAUGACGUUCUUCAAGGAGAACGGACGGUCGGCGCCGGAGCUACAUCGGAUUCAGCAGGAGUCAGGCCGGAUGCGGGUGCGAUUCCAUGGCGGGAUGGACCCGGGAUUCUUAGAUCUGGGGACGGGGAGGAGUGAUCCGGAGGCUGCGAAUGCCUCAUUUGUCUCGGUUGUGAUCAAAUGA